CGAAAAAGGAAAAAAAGCAUCCAACACAAGACAAGGUUUAGGAAACAGCUUGAAAAAACCAAACCACUUUCAAAAUACCAUCCGUUAGUCCAACGCAAACAGCCAACUACCUCUUCCAACUGCCUUUCCCUCUUUCCCAAAAGUCUUUUCAUUCUCAAAACCAAGGACAUCAAAAAACAGGCCUAAAACCAAAGCAACUUUUUUUUUUAUAUGUCCGAAAAGAGUCUACGACGACGGCUUCCAAGAUGCCGGCGACCAAGGCUCCCGUACCCAUCACCAACCCCAAGGCUUCGUACGCCUCCUCCACAUCGGCGAUCGGCUAAAAGGUCGUCGAACCAUGGUAGGAUUCUGAAGCGAUGUGCGUCAGAGCCGUGUCUUUGGAGCAGUGUUGGUCAUGAAGAUCAGCAAAUUAGAAGUUCUUUCGUGGGUUCUGAAGGGGAAAGGGCACCUUUGUUUAGGCCUCAAACUUUUGCUGACGUCUUUUCUUCUUCUCCUUCUUUGUUGGGUUUUGGUUCUCCUUCUUCUUCUCCAAAGCAGGGUUUUGAGGUUGGGAUGCAGGGAUACAACAAAGAUGCUAAGGUUGUGAUCAAUGUAUCAGUAGAAGGAAGUCCCGGACCAGUCCGGACCAUGGUCAAAUUGGGGUCCAGUGUCGAAGAUACUAUAAAGCUUGUUGCAGACAAGUAUGUUGAAGAAGGGAGAACUCCUAAGCUUGAUUGCAAUUCGGGAUUGGAAUUGCAUUAUUCCUAUUUUAGCCUUCAGAGUUUGGAUAAAUCACAGUUAAUUGGGGAUGCUGGUAGCAGGAGCUUCUAUCUUAGAAAGAAUAGCAGUGGCCAUAGCAGUAAUGGAGCAUCUAAUUCUUUUGUUUCAGAAAUUGCUCCAGCAAGUGCCAACUCUCCUCCAGCCGUUCCACCUCCAACAUAUUUGCUUCCAGCUUUCAUAGCUCGAAAACUAAGCAAAAUCGUCAGAAGAACGCGUAGGCUCUGGAAGGUCUUGGUUUGCUUGAGAUGAUAUGGAUAGCCAGGAAUUCCAGGAUCAUAACAUUGUUAGAGUAAGACAAACUAUUAUCAUGCUGCUCUAACAACUGUAAUCACAGUGAUACGUAAUUCCCUUUUCUCAUUUUUUUGAUUGCUUUCUCCCAUUAUUAUCGGGAUUGCCCUUCUAUUAUUUACCAUCAUUUUUAUCAUGCAAAUUGUAAAUACUACUUUUUAAUACUAAAAACUGAAAAAGAAAAAAAAGGAUGUGAAAUUAUUCUACUUUCUAUUUUAAGUUUUAAUUCUUGCUUCUUAUAACAUGAUUUGAAUC
Messenger RNA from Durio zibethinus, 1302 nucleotides. RefSeq lists its product as uncharacterized. NCBI's taxonomy places the organism in Eukaryota, Viridiplantae, Streptophyta, Magnoliopsida, Malvales, Malvaceae. The record is from RefSeq and is a predicted model, not a curated record.